Sorghum bicolor (sorghum) is the source of this 2109-nucleotide messenger RNA. Its product is annotated as protein O-linked-mannose beta-1,4-N-acetylglucosaminyltransferase 2. The transcript is spliced from 3 exons. NCBI's taxonomy places the organism in Eukaryota, Viridiplantae, Streptophyta, Magnoliopsida, Poales, Poaceae. Bases 256 to 1755 code for a protein of 499 amino acids. Gene Ontology annotation, molecular function: glycosyltransferase activity. The record is from RefSeq and is a predicted model, not a curated record.
CUCGACACGGCAGCUUAAGACCAGUCUCUUCCUCCCUUUCAGCUUGGCAUCUCCUCCCUUCCUUGCUUGGCUAGCGUUCUCACCCCCCUGCCACCUCGCCCGCUCUCCUGUCUCCUCCCCACCCUUCCCCUCCCUCGGGCGGCGUCUCGUCGGGAGUAAAGGGGGCUGCUUUGGGCGCGGCGCGGCGCAGCCCCCCUCAGAUCUGGGCCGGCGGCGGUGGCGGCGAGCGGCAGGAGCAGGACGGCGGAGGGCGGGAUGAAGUCGUCGCUGAGGACCCGGCAGGAGCCGCGGCGGGUCAGCAACGGCGUCAUCAUCGGCGCCAUGCUGCUGUCCCUCUGCGUCCUCAGCAUCGUCAAGGCCAGAUACUGCGCCACCCCCUUCGGCAAGGCCGAGGACCAGCUCCAGGAGCAGAUGAACUCCAGCAUCAGGAUGGAGCCGGAGGAGUCGUCGCCGGCCAGGACGCCCGGAGAGGAGGAGGACGAGCAGGAAGAGGAAGAAGAAGAAAACGGGGCAUCGGCGACCCCCGCCACCACCACGGCGCCUGCGGUGACGAAGACGACGCCGACGGCCGUCCCGGCCACCGCCGGCAACAGGGGCAAGGUGAGCAAGGGCGGCAAGGGCAAGCCGACGUGCUACAUGACGAGCAAGCGGUCGGAGCGGUGCGACGCGUCAGGUGACAUCCGGGUGGACGGGAACCGCUCCGCCAUCUACGUCAGCGGGAUAGACAAGGAGUGGAAGACCAAGCCGUACGCGCGCUACCACGACCCCGUGGCCAUGGCCCACGUCCGCGAGUACACCCUCAAGCCGCUCCCGGCGGCGGAGGCGCCGGCGUGCACCAGGAACCACUCCGUCCCUGGCUUCCUCUUCUCCAACGGCGGCUUCUCCGGCAACCUGUACCACGACUACACCGACGUGCUGGUGCCGCUGUUCAUCAGCACCCACCAGUUCCGUGGCCGCGUGCAGUUCCUGCUCAGCGGGAUGAAGCCGUGGUGGGUGGCCAAGUUCACCCCGUUCUUCCGGCAGCUCACCAAGUACGACGUCAUCGACGUGGACAACGACCAGGAGGUGCACUGCUUCCCCCGGAUCGUGGCCGGCGCCACCUUCCACAAGGACAUGGGCGUCGACCCACGCCGGUCGCCGGGCCACGUCUCCGUGGUGGACUUCAAGCGCGCGCUGCGCCGCGCGUUCGGCCUGGAGCGCGAGGCGGCGUCCCGCGGCGGCGCCACGGGCCACGGCAAGCCACGCCUCCUCAUCAUCUCCCGCCGUGGCUCCCGCCGGUUCCUGAACGAGCGUGAGAUGGCGCGGGCCGCCGCCGACGCCGGGUUCGAGGUGCGUGUGGCGGAGCCCGACCAGCACACGGACAUGGCCACGUUCGCGGCGCUGGUGAACUCGGCGGACGUGAUGGUGGGCGUGCACGGCGCCGGGCUCACCAACAUGGUGUUCCUGCCCCGCGGCGCCGUGCUCAUCCAGGUGGUGCCGUUCGGCGGGCUGGAGUGGCUCACCAGCGUCACCUUCAAGGACCCCGCCGCGGACAUGGAGGUGAACUACAUGGACUACAACGUGAAGCUGGAGGAGAGCUCGCUGCUGGACCAGUACCCGAGGAACCACCAGGUGCUCACCGACCCCUACGCCGUGCACAAGCAGGGCUGGGACGCGCUCAAGACGGCGUACCUGGACAAGCAGAACAUCCGGAUGGAUCUUGACAGGUUCAGAGCCACGCUGCGGGAGGCAAUGAGCCGGUUGCCGUCUCCGUGACCGGAGCUCCAACUGCCCGGUCCGGAGGUGGGAGGAGGUAGAUAGGUUGGUGUAUCCAUCGUCCCCGGCUCCCCGCUGUAUGCUCUCAAGUUGACUUAAUCUUCUUCUUCGUCUUUCUCCCCUUUUUGCUUCCUUUUUACUAGCAAGAUUCAUUUGAUCCAUUGUUUUGUUGUGUUAUUAUUACUACUACAUAUAAGGAAUCUCAUGGGAAAAUGAUGAGCAACCAAAGCAAGACCAAGUUGUUGUUAUAAAUUUAUGUAUACAGUGAGAGAGGCCAGCUGAAUCCAGCAGAGAUGUUGAUUUGUUAAUUUUAUACUAGUAUAUAGUAAUAGGAAGUAAACCCUUUUGUGAUUA